Messenger RNA from Erythranthe guttata (spotted monkey flower), 1772 nucleotides. Its product is annotated as patatin-like protein 3. Gene Ontology annotation, biological process: lipid metabolic process. NCBI's taxonomy places the organism in Eukaryota, Viridiplantae, Streptophyta, Magnoliopsida, Lamiales, Phrymaceae. The record is from RefSeq and is a predicted model, not a curated record. Gene Ontology annotation, molecular function: monoacylglycerol lipase activity; glycerophospholipase activity.
CAAACAAUGACAGGAUAAUGCUUUAUUUCCUGCCAAUAAAUAGUGCUCUAUUGGCCAAGAUACACUUACUAUAAAUAAUCUAGAGGCUAACUCUUACUCACAUCUGCUAAUUAAUCAUUAACAACUCAGUUAAUUUCUUUCUCUUCCUUUGUUCAACAGGUAAUUGAGGUUAAUUACACCUCACUAAUCAUCAUUACCUUGACAGGAAGAAGAAGAAUAAAAAAAAUGGAGAAAAGGGCUCUCAUAUUAGCACUUAAUCUGCUAAUAACUAUCCAAAUUUCACAAUUAAUUCCAAUUUCAAAUGCUCAAACAAAAUCAAGAAAGGUGACAAUAUUAAGCAUUGAUGGUGGUGGUGUUAGAGGCAUCAUCCCUGGCACAAUCCUCGGCCACCUCGAAUCCAAACUCCAGGAACUAGACGGUCCAAAUGCAAGACUUGUUGACUAUUUCGAUGUAAUUGCCGGAACGAGUACGGGUGGUCUUAUUACCACGAUGCUCGCAGCUCCUGGCCCGGACAAUCGUCCUAUGUAUGCUGCAAAUAAUAUUACAAGCUUCUACUUGGAAAAUUGCCCCAAGAUUUUCCCCGAGAGCCGACGGAACAACUUUGUUGGGACACUUACGAAUUUAUUCGCGGGACCAAAGUACGACGGGAAGUACCUGAAAACAUUGGUAGAGGGGCUAUUAGGUAAUAUCACAGUGAGCCAGGCAUUAACCAAUGUGGUUAUUCCUUCAUUUGAUAUCAAGCGCCUUCAACCUACUAUCUUCACCACCAAAGAUGGGAAAGCAAAUGCAUCCAAGAAUGCUUUAAUGUCGGAUGUCGCCCUUGGUACGUCAGCUGCUCCAACUUAUUUCCCGGCUCAUUAUUUCGAAACGAGGGACCCGCAAGGGAAUGUACGAGAGUUCAAUCUCAUCGAUGGUGCCAUGGCAGCCAACAAUCCUACGCUUGUGGCUAUAACGGAAGUAUCGAAAGAAAUAUUAUCGGGGAAAUUUGAAGUGGCAGACAUGGAGCCAAUGGACAGCACCAGAAUGCUGGUGCUGUCUUUGGGCUCCGGCGUUGCUAAAAUGGCAGAAAAGUACAACGCGAAAGAUGCCUCCAAGUGGGGGGUACUUAGCUGGGUAUUCUACGACGGUGACUCGCCAUUGGUCAAUAUUUACGGAGAUGGUUCCGCUGACAUGGUUGAUAUUCAUGUCUCCACCAUUUUUCAAUCUCGCCGCAACGAGCAGAAUUAUCUUCGUAUUCAGGAGGAUAAUUUGGCGGGGGAUACAUCGUCUGUUGAUAUUGCGACGGUGAAGAAUAUGCAGACGCUUGUACAGAUUGGUCAGAGCUUGCUGAAAAAACCGGUUUCUAGAGUGAAUUUGGAAACCGGCAGGCAAGAACCGGUUCAAGGAGAGGGGACUAAUGCAGAGGCUCUGGCCCGGUUCGCUAAGCUUCUAUCUGAUGAAAGAAACUCCCGCCAAACGAACAAUUAAGAUUUAAGAGUACUGUUUUUGGAAAUAAUUAUAAUUACAUUAUUACUCAUAUUUAUAUAUAAAUAAUUUUUCUUUUAUUAUUGUGCGUGGUUAAACAGAGAUAAAUGAUAAUAAUUAAAAAAAAAAUAUCAAAUAAUAAUACUAAUUACAUAGUCACUUUUUGCUUAUAUUUGUAUAAUUAUAGAUAGUCAAAAAAUACCACAUCUUAUUGAAAUCCUACCAAACAAGGCCUUAACACAUAGGAUUCUUCCAUAGCACAAAGCUCAUGAUAUAUACUACUGCAUCUAGUACCGAAUAAUUUUUUA